GGCUCGGAGGCCGCCGAGCACGACUACGAGGAGGGCGAGAAAGGCAUCGUGAUCGGCAUUCGCCACGAUGAGAACUCCAACCCGUCGUCGCCGUCCUCGCCGAUGGCGCCGCCCGGCGUCAGACAAGGGGACAGUAUCGCCGACGUGCACGUGGGCGAGCUGGACUUCACGGAAGUGCCGACCCCGCCGGACGGAGGCUACGGCUGGGUCAUCGUCUUCGCCUCCUUCCUCUGCAACAUGAUCGUGGACGGCAUCGCUUACAGCUUCGGUAUCUUCAUGCCGGCCUUCGUGGAGUACUUCGGCGAGGGUGUCGGCAAGGUGGCCUGGGUGGGCAGUCUGCUGAACGGCGUCUACCUCAGCGCUGGUCCGAUCGUCAGCGGACUGACGAACGUGUACGGCUGUCGGCCGGUGACCAUCGCCGGCGGCAUCAUGGCCGGCACGGCGUUCCUCAUCUCGACCACGGUCAGCAGCGUCUCCUGGCUGAUGCUGGUGUACGGAGUCAUCGGAGGUCUGGGCUUCGGCCUGAUCUACCUACCGGCGAUCGUCACCGUCAACUACUACUUCGAGUCGCGCCGCGCGCUGGCCACCGGCAUCGCCGUGUGUGGGUCUGGCGUCGGCACGUUCGUCUUCGCCCCCUUCGCCUCCUACAUGCUGGGCCAGUAUGGAUGGAAGGGUGCCAACAUGAUCCUGGCUGGCAUCAUCUUCAACGCCGUGGUGUGCGGGGCGCUGAUGCGUCCGCUCGUCUACAAGAAGCCCAAGGCGAGCCAGAAGCCGCUGCUGCAGAAGAUGGCCGAGGACAAACAGCGCCAGUUGAAGCGUGGUUCCAACGUCUCCGACAGCUUCUUUUUCGUCCAGCUGCCGGACGGCACGCUCGAGCGCCGGCCCAAGUGGAAGAUGAACGCCGACCCGGGCGUGCACUCGUCGCUGGCGCUCAACGAGUUCGGCUCGCCGUCGGCGGCGCUGCCGACGAUCGCGGAGGCGGCGCGCACGGGCGGCUCCAGCUCACCCGAGGAGGGCGCCGCCGAGCCGCGGCCGUCCCAGCCGCCGCCGCCGCCGCCGCCCGGCUCGCUGGCGCCCGCCGCCGACCGCAACGGCCAUUGCCUGCCGGCUGACGCCAAGGACGGCCCGGCGGCCGGCGAGGAGCAGCAAGCCGAGAAACCGGCUCAGGAGGACCCCGGCGACGGCGGCGACGCGCCUGCCCGCAAGGAUGGCCCCAAAGCCAACGCCAAGGAAGGCGACAACGACUCGGAGAAGGCCAGCGACGAGGAAAAGAACGACGUGGUGCCGGAGCUGCCGGGCGAGGACCUCGAGCUGGGCCGGCGCGGCAGCAAGAAGGAGGUGCGCACUCGUGCCGUCAAACGACGCAGCAGCGUGCCCAAGGGCGAGCCGCCCGCCGCCACCAACGGCGCCGCCAUGCCCAAGAACGUGUCGACACCGUCGUUCGGCCAGCAGCAGCGAAACCCGGACCUGCGCCGCUUCUCGUUCCACAACCGGCGCGGCACGGGCCCCAGCCAGGAGGACCUCUGGCUGUGCAGCAACACGAGCGUGAGCGCGGCCGGCUCGCGCGGCUCGCUGCCGCGCCCCGGCGAGAUGUUGCGCCCUAUGAGUCGGCGCGACAUCUUCUACAGCGGCAGCAUCGCGCACCUGGCGCAGUACCAGAGCCAGCGCAGCCUGGCCUCGUACCGCGCCUCGGUGCUCUCGCUGCCCCGGGACGGAUACGCCGACCAGCAGCACGACCCCAACUCCUGGGCGUGCGUGCUGCCGGCCGGCUGCGGCGUGCUGGCCGAGAUGAUCGACAUGAGCCUCCUGCGCAACCCGCUCUUCAUCCUCAUCUGCGCCAGCAACGUCUUCGGCAUGCUGGGCUUCUACGUGCCGUUCGUGUACAUCGUGGACUCGGCCAUGAUGAAGGGCGUGGAGCCGGACUCGGCGGCUUUCCUGCUGUCGGUGAUCGGCAUCACCAACACGCUGGGCCGCGUCAUCUCCGGCUUCAUCACCGACUUCCCACGCGUCGACGCGCUCUUCGUCAACAACGUCUGCCUGAUGCUCAGCGGCGUCUGCAUCUUCCUGAUCCCCUUCUGCUCCAGCUAUGCGAGCUUCGUUGUCGUCUGCGUGGCUUUCGGGUUCUUUGUCGCCGGAUACAUCUCGCUCACCUGUAUCGUGCUGGUUGACUUGCUGGGUAUUGACAAGCUGUCGAACUCGUUCGGCCUGCUGAUCCUGUUCCGUGGUACAGCGAGUAUGGUUGGCCCGCCCGUGGCAGGCGCCCUGUUCGACUACACGGGCGACUACGACGUGUCGUUCUACGCGGCCGGCGGCCUGCUGCUGCUCGCCAGCGGUAUCAGCUGCCUGGUGCCGGUGGCGCGGCGCGUGCUGGAGCGGCGCGGCGGCGGCGGUGGCGGUGGCACCGGCGCCGCCGUCGGCGGCAGCCCCAGCUCGCCCGCCUUGCCAGAGGUCAUCGUCAGCGACGAGAACGACGGUUCGCCAGAGGACGCCGUCUGAGUGAGAGACACUGGAGGCCACGCCGCGCGUGAAGGGCGCGGUCGACUAGCGGACAGUAUUCGAGGGCAGCCCGAGCCGAGCACGCGUCGGAGGGCGGCCUCAGGGGCCAAACGUCGUGGGACCUGGCGGAGCGAGCCGCACAGGAGCCCCGCGCCAAUCAGGACGUGCGUGUGCCGGCGGCUGGGCGCGCUCGUGGUCUGCGCGCGCGCCACGUGUGGAUGUCGCUGGUAAUGCGGGCGUCGCGAGCGGGGGUGGCCGCGGAGCGGUCCGCUCCUGUGUCGGACGCAUCUGAGGCGCGCUGGCUGUCAGUGCCGACGCCGCUUGUGGGCGUGCUCCCAAUGUCAGUGGACGCCUAGGAAGAUGGCGGGGUGGGGGGGGGGGGUGGGGGGAUAGAGCCGUGAGAUGCAGCAGAGCUUUGCGGGGCCUACGGCCCCCCACUGGCUGGUCAGCGAGGUGUUGACUGAGCGUGCGAAGGGGAUUGGCUGGGAUGAAUGAGGGCGUGCCGCCCGGCUGCGUGCCACGUGGAGGUGAUGCAACUGUGAUACUCGGUCCUCCCCAUCCGAGGGCAUUUGUCGAGACAGCGUCUGGACACGCCCCCAGUCGCAGGCCCCGACAGACGUCCAUAGCUGAGCAGGGCUGCGGCGGCGGGCGCCGCAACCGUCAGAAGUGCGCCGCCCUCGACGCAGCUGUAUCCGCUCGCCGUGGGCGCGGCGCAGAGCCGAAAUCGCAGUCCCCGGGCACGCGCCUAAUCGUAGACUCACUGUGUUAGGCAUUGAUUGUGAAGCUGCGAUUUGGGGCCCUCAAAUCGUCGCGCCGCGCUGUGUGCCGUGCAGCACGCUAGCCGAAGUGGAUGAAUGUCCAGACGCGUGCGCGAUUUGAGUGCCGCGGGAUGUUGUGUGUCCGGAAGCCUGUGGUAUUUGUCGUGUGUCCAGAAGCGAAUGGUGUUUGUAUCAUGGCGCACCUCCAAUCGCUUUUAAUAUAAACAUGUGGAAGAU
Molecule: messenger RNA, 3491 nt
Organism: Pollicipes pollicipes
Lineage: Eukaryota; Metazoa; Arthropoda; Thecostraca; Pollicipedomorpha; Pollicipedidae
Product: monocarboxylate transporter 12
Exons: 11
Coding region: 103-2496 (797 amino acids)
Biological process (GO): monocarboxylic acid transport; transmembrane transport
Molecular function (GO): monocarboxylic acid transmembrane transporter activity
Source: RefSeq, a predicted model, not a curated record